UGAGAGCACAGCUGUUGUUGCGUGCAGUAGUGGAGAGCGCGCUCUGGGGUGAUGUCAAGCCUCGUGCUGCUUGCUGCGCAUUGCCACUGACCGAGCUGGAGCGCUUUGCUUAGUUCGUUGCAUUGCCACUGACGGAGCUGGAGCGCCUUGCUUAGUUCGUUGCAUUGCCACUGACCGAGCUGGAGCGCUUUGCUUAGUUCGUUGCAUUGCCACUGACGGAGCUGGAGCGCCUUGCUUAGUUCGUUGCAUUGCCACUGACGGAGCUGGAGCGCCUUGCUUAGUUCGUUGCAUUGCCACUGACGGAGCUGGAGCGCCUUGCUUAGUUCGUUGCAUUGCUGCUAGCGAACGGAAUGUUGUCUCUCUGUCACAACGUCGGUUUCCAUACGACAGCGCUACACUUCCCUUCCCUGCCCGGAGAGGACACCGUUCCAUUACCAUGAGUUGUUUGGAUGUUAUGUACCCAGUCUAUGGACAUUACGCACCGUACGCGCCAGCCACUCCCGCGUUCAUCAACAACUUCCAGGCACCAGUCGGUCUGAGGAGCACCUCUCCUUGCCACAGAGACUUCAUGAUGGAAAGCAGGGGGAUGCAAAGGGGUCCCGGGGGGGUGUCGUCAGGCACCAGCGUGGGCCCCGGCUCUUCCUCUUCCUCAUAUCCCUCCGCCAAGCGACCGGAGGAAGGCCCUAAGGAGAAACAGGAAGUCCCCGAGGCUGAGUACCUGACGUCGCGUUGCAUCCUCUUCACAUACUACCAGGGGGACAUCAGCAGUGUGGUGGACGAACACUUCUCCAGGGCACUCAGCUCCUACAUGGAAGGAGAGGGCAAGAGGAGGGCGUUGGACCUGGGCACAGACACCCCUUCAUCCAGCAGUCGCCACAGCUUCCCCCCAUCCUUCUGGGAUAGCAACUACCCCUCCUCCCAGUGUCGCUCCCGCUGCGAGCCCAGAGCGCCCACCUAUUCCAUGGACCCCUACGCUUCCGGACUCCACCCAGGCCUUCCUCACCCCCACUCACACCUGCACCCAGCAGAGGAGUGGGGCUACGCACAAUGCCAAGCCUACGGGGCCCCCAGGCCCCUCCAUGAACUCUACUCCCCCAGCGGCCUAGAGCCCCACCACCCAUAUGGCCCCCUUCUCAUGCCCACUGUGCGACCCUCCCACCUGGGCACCCUCCCCGGACAACACCCCUACGAUAUCAGCAAGCUGGACCCCACCGCCCCCUGGCCGGGCCUGCUGCCCCCAGGUGAGAUGGCCAUCAACAUGGACGCAGGCCUCCAGCAUCACAAGAAAGGGAAGGAGUUGUACUGGUUUUAACGACCCUCCUCCGUCGCCAUCGACCAGCCAUUACCAGAUCCAAUUUGGACCUCUGGAACUCUACCAUUAAAGCGCCCCUUCCUCCCCCUCCUCCCCGUCCCGUAGUCCCUCUUUAUCCCUCACCCACUACCUCCUCGUCUCCCCUCGGCUCCCCCCAGGCCCACAGUGCCAGCUGAGAGGCUCCAGGUCAGUGUGUUUGCACCGUGGAGAUAAGGACUCAUAGGCUGGACUCGUGGAGAGCAGAGCAGAGAAAGAGAGGGACAGAGAGAAAAGAGGUACAGCUUUAGUGACCACUGCUCUGUGUUCUGUGGCAUCUGGCCUCUCCUAUCGCUGCUCGGGGCUCAGCUGUGUGGCUGCGGCAGCAUAGAGACGGUUGGUGACCACUGCUCUGUGUUCUGUGGCGUCUGGCCUCUCCUCUCCUAUCGCUGCUCGGGGCUCAGCUGUGUGGCUGCGGCAGCAUAGAGACGGUUGGAGGCCACUGGCAUGGUGCUGGCAACAGUGACCUGGUUUUGACAGAAAGGCAGAGGGGGAGAGACUUCUUUUGGACACUGGGAAAGAAGAAAUAAAGAUGAAUGAUAUCUGGUAGCCCACUGUUACACUACAUCCCCUUACUGCAUAUUAUCUCUGUGUUGACACUGUAUUCAUCCUCAUCCAUAUUAUCUGGGCAAUUAUCUGCAUGUGAACAAAUGGACAUGUGACCAUCGGUCUGGCUGUGUAUGGAUUUGGAUUGUGACUGUAAUCAUAAUGCUGUUAGUUUUUUUGUUUUUUUGUUUUUUAAUGUGCAUUUCUGAAAUGAAAUCUUCAUUUGGCCAGCGCUCUGGAAAUACUUUAGUUGUGCUUUCUUAAAAGAUGGCUGAGGUACCGAAGAGAAAUGAUUGAAGAAUGGUUGAGGGAGGUGACCAUAAUGGUGAUGAUAGUAUUGGUUUGUAUAUGAACUAAUAUUUUAGUUAGAGGAAGGGAAACACUAUGGUAAGUCAACAACAUCAAUCAGCCCAGCAUAUCAAACUGCUGAUCAAGUAUUUCAUCAUUUUAAUGUGUUCCAUUGAUGUUACUGUCGCUUGUUUAUACAUGCCAUUUUUUGUUGUUUUAAAAGUCGGAUCUUAGUGUGUCCUUUCUCUUGCUUUUGUCAAGAAAUAAUAUAAUUAUCAAUAAAUAUUUUUAUGGUACAUUCAGA
This is a messenger RNA of Oncorhynchus tshawytscha (Chinook salmon), 2486 nucleotides long. Its product is annotated as transcription cofactor vestigial-like protein 2. The coding region runs from base 437 to 1312 and encodes 291 amino acids. The transcript has 4 exons. Gene Ontology annotation, biological process: regulation of transcription by RNA polymerase II. Gene Ontology annotation, cellular component: nucleus. The record is from RefSeq and is a predicted model, not a curated record. Lineage: Eukaryota; Metazoa; Chordata; Actinopteri; Salmoniformes; Salmonidae.